UCGAGCUACGGAGAGCAGCGUUGGAGAGGCAGAGCGACCGUACAGUGCGAGUCUGACGAGCACCUGAUCAACACGGGCAGAAGAUGCAACAGUCCACUCUUACUUUCAGUCUCCGCUGUUUUCACAUUGACUGAAAUGUGGCGCGUCCGUUGAACCGAGUCCGACGCGUUUGUGUUUCAUUCCUUCGCGAACUGGAAGCGUUUCUACGAAUCAUAAUGAAUGACAUAAAAGUUGCAGUUCUGGGAUCCGAGGGUGUCGGGAAAUCAGCACUUAUUGUUCGAUUUCUAACCAGGCGAUUUAUUGGAGAAUACGCAUCAUCAUCAGAGUGCAUUUACAGAAAGCGCAUGUCUAUUGAUGGGAGACAGCUCAAUCUUGAACUGUACGACCCAUGUUCGCAGCCAUCCGAGGGGAAGUCCACUCUCAACGAGCAGAUCCACUGGGCCGAUGGCUUCGUGGUCGUGUACGACAUCAGCGAUCGUUCCUCCUUCCUCACGGCCAAAGCCAUGGUGCAUCUGAUCCGAGAACUUCACUUGGGAGGAUCUAAAAGAGACACAGACUCUGUGAUUUUCCUGGUGGGCAAUAAGCAAGACUUGUGCCACAUGCGGGAGGUGGACAGGGAGGAAGGCCAGAAGUUGGCGUCCGAAGGCCGCUGUCAGUUUUACGAGCUGUCUGCUGCGGAGCACUACCAGGAGGUGGUGCUCAUGUUCUCCAAGAUCGUGCGCAAUGCUAGUCUGGGAGGCAAGGCCAAGGAGCGCCGCCGUCGACCUAGCGGUUCGAAGUCCAUGGCCAAACUCAUCAACAACGUCUUCGGAAAACGGCGGAAAUCUGUGUGAGAACGAACUUGGACAAUUCUUACAGGACUGACGUAUGAGAUGCGUCACACUUGUUUAUAUAUUUCCUCAACACUUAUUGUUAAUGCCUUGUCUUGGCCACACAGUCUUUGAGCGGGUGAAUCGCAUCAAGAACAUGGACAUUUUUCACCCUAAACUCAAAAGAAAAUGAAGCCUGCUUGAGAACCAUUUUGCAUUGCAACAAUAUUUUCAUGACAUUUACCUCAUGAUUUCUCAUUACCGCAAUUAUAUAUUUGAAUUCUACUCAACAAUAAAAUCUAGAGUUUUUCUCAUUGUGGCAAUGCGAAAAUGCAUCAGUUUGAUGGAAAACAUUUAAAAUGGGCUUAAUUUGGUUAUCCAUAAUAUAAUCCUGUUUUAUUUUAUUUUUACAUUUGUGUAUAGCUGCAUAUUUCUGAUUUUGCCUUAAAUUUUUAAACUUUAAAUCACCUCUUAAGAUGUCUAAAUGACAGAUUUAAAAAAAAAAAAAACUACUAAGACAUUGCUGAUAUUUCGGGCUUGUGGAUUGUCUUACUGCCAAGUCAAAGUCAAAUCUGAGGUUGUGAAAUAUUAGUUAGCCUGCUAUGUACUCAUGGAUCAAUAAAAAAUAUUUGUGCAGUAUAAGAAACUCUUCACUCACUGUUUAAUGUAAUUUAAUCACUUUCUACAUGUAUGACAUGAGCAAUGAUGUGUCAUGACAUUUAUGGAUUUUGAAUAUUUUCAAAUUCCUGUAAAACAAAAACUGUGCAUUAAAAUGUGACAAUUUUGA
Labeo rohita (rohu) is the source of this 1596-nucleotide messenger RNA. It is a transcript of the gene rergla, whose product is annotated as RERG/RAS-like a. Lineage: Eukaryota; Metazoa; Chordata; Actinopteri; Cypriniformes; Cyprinidae. Gene Ontology annotation, molecular function: GTP binding; GTPase activity. The transcript is spliced from 5 exons. Bases 216 to 833 code for a protein of 205 amino acids. The record is from RefSeq and is a predicted model, not a curated record.